Messenger RNA from Archocentrus centrarchus (flier cichlid), 4265 nucleotides. RefSeq names its product phosphatidate phosphatase LPIN2. The record is from RefSeq and is a predicted model, not a curated record. The transcript is spliced from 20 exons. The coding region runs from base 50 to 3145 and encodes 1031 amino acids. NCBI's taxonomy places the organism in Eukaryota, Metazoa, Chordata, Actinopteri, Cichliformes, Cichlidae. Gene Ontology annotation, cellular component: nucleus. Gene Ontology annotation, biological process: triglyceride biosynthetic process; cellular response to insulin stimulus; positive regulation of transcription by RNA polymerase II. Gene Ontology annotation, molecular function: transcription coactivator activity; phosphatidate phosphatase activity.
CAAAUUUUCUCAGUUCCUGGUGUUGUAAAAGUAAUUGUUGCGGUGCCGUAUGGCGGACGGGAGCUCAGGGAAACACAGCCUCGUGUUGAGGGGUCAUCUGCAUCCUUCUCUGUGGUCCCAAACCAUGAAUAUUGUGGGCCAGCUAGCAGAGACGGUGUUUGUGACGGUAAAGGAGCUGUACCGCGGUCUCAACCCCGCCACUCUCACAGGAGGGAUUGAUGUCGUCGUGGUGCGACAGCCUGACGGGUCUUUCCAGUGUUCCCCUUUUCAUGUCCGCUUUGGCAAGCUUGGUGUGCUGCGCUCCAAGGAGAAAAUUGUGGACAUUGAGAUAAAUGGAGAAUCUGUUGACCUGCACAUGAAACUGGGCGACAAUGGAGAAGCAUUUUUUGUGGAAGAAAAUGAAAAUAUGGAGGUCCCAGCCCAUUUGUGCACCUCCCCGAUACCCGUUGAGGUCGCAGAGGAAAUGGAGGAGACCACUGAGGGGUCCUCCAUCAGUGGGUCUUGUUCCCGCAGGAAGAAGCGGCGGCGGAAACGCAUCCGCUCUGAUUGUCACCUCAAAGAAGAGGCCAGCUCCUCAUCGGAUGAGAGAGAAAGUGAUCAUACUCAACAAGAGAGUAUUCUAUCAGAAGAGCUUGCCACACCACUGCAGCUCAGUAAAUCGGUGUACUAUUCAUUGUGUGAGGACCCAAGUGAGGAAGUGGGGGCCACACAGACCAGAGAGACUCAUCCUCAUUCAGAUGGAGAGCAAUCAUCCUCAGAAAACGUGUUCUUCAGUCGGUCGUCUUCUCCUAAGAGCGACUCCGAGCUCCUGGUUAAAACUCAGGAGUCACCUGGUCCUCAGAUACAGUGGAACUGGGGAGGCUUUCCCACGCUGUGCCAACCAGAGAAGACAGUAGUGGAUUUGCAGGGUGGUUCGUCUUCUGACAGCUUUCAUUUCCGCACCAUUAAAAGACAAAACUCCUUUGACAUGGCCUGUGAUCCUGUGAUCAGUUGUGGAACAGUAGGCAGUGUCACUGUGGUCAAACCACAACCUCUGACUCACUCACUUGAUUUAGGUAGCCACUCCACGCAAACCACUGCUUUAGCCAAGGAAAACACUCACAAUGCCAUUUCUGCCUCUAGCGACAUCUCCAGGUCUUCUUCAUUAUCAGUGAAUAUGCCUCUUACUCUUGGGGCUACACUGGAAUGGGAGGGGAACAAAGACUUGUCUUCUAAUUCAGUCAGUAAUUGCACUGAUUCCCCUACUACUACAGAAAGUGUUGUUAGCCCUGAAAAUGAAAAUAGUGUGGUUUAUGUGGAACCACCAAAUGAUGCACAAAAACAACUCAAUAAAGACAGCGAUGACCACAGGGCCCUGGAGGCAAGUCCAAAUAGUACAAAAUCUUUUAAUGUGCAACAUCAGGAAGUCUUAUCUGACACCAAUAGUGCCCCUGUGAGUGAAGGUGACAGUGGAAUAGAUCCUUUUUCUGAGGGAGGGGAAGAGAAUGGUGCAUCUGGAGGGACUGAGGGGUCAGCAGGAGGUUCUGUUGUUGAAACAACUGCUCCAGGAACUGAAAUAAGAGAUGGUGGUGUCAGCCUGCCGGCUGCAGAUGUCUCUGCAGCAUCUUCCAAAGUGGAGCAACAAGACAAGAAGAAAGGUAAACGUAAUCACCAUCUAGGACCAACAGAUAUUUACUUGGAUGAUCUGACCACACUGGACCCUGAGGUGGCUGCACUUUAUUUCCCAAAAAGUGAGGCAGAGGGAGCAUUUCACAAUGGGGCAGAGCAGGGCUCCUGCUCAGGAAGCCAGUCGCCUCAGUCAGUGGGCAGUGGGGCGAUGGACAGUGGGACUGAGUAUCUGUCAGAUACCACCUCCUACAGCAUGGAUGUCAGCAUGUCCCUUUGCGGGCGAGAGGGCAACACCAGCCAGAUCACCAAAGAAAGGUUUAUGGAGCACCUUGUGACAUACCAGGAUUUUGCCAAGAAUCCAGGAAUCAUUGAGGAUCCAAGUCUAGUCAUCUGCAUAAACUCUAAUUAUUACAACUGGGCAGUGGCUGCUCCAAUGGUCUUGUCAAUGGUGUCCUUUCAGAAAAACCUACCCAAGAGUACAGUAGAGUGUCUGGUGAAAGACAAGAUGCCCAAAAAGUCUGGACGGUGGUGGUUUACUUGGAGAAGGAGGGACAUGGACAGCAGCCAGCAGAAACACUCAAAGGAGGAACAAGAGGAGCCACUGCCAAGUGUUUCUCCCACAGUAAAAGCCACGUUGGAUGACAUGGACAGUGAUGAGGCAGCAGGCCUUGGGCGAACAGCUGUCAUUCCUUCCAGUCUAUCAGCAGAAGCCUUCUACACGGCUCAGUCUUUCAGCCAGGUGUACCGUAAAUCAUUGCGUCUGACUUCUAAACAAAUAGAGCGUUUAAACCUGCAUGAAGGAGCUAACAAGGUGGUGUUUAGUGUGACCACACAAUACCAGGGCACCUGUCGCUGCGAGGCUGCUAUCUACCUGUGGAACUGGAACGAUCAUGUGAUCAUAUCUGACAUAGAUGGCACCAUCACCAAAUCUGAUGCUCUUGGUCAUAUCCUACCUCAGUUUGGAAAAGACUGGACACACAAAGGCAUUGCCAAACUCUACCACAAAAUACACCAAAAUGGCUACAAGUUCCUGUAUUGUUCAGCACGAGCUAUAGGUAUGGCUGCUAUUACCAAAGACUACCUACAGUGGGUCAACGACAAAGGCAUCGUCCUCCCCAAGGGCCCUGUACUGCUGGCUCCCAGCAGCCUUUUUUCAGCACUACACAGAGAGGUGAUUGAGAAGAAACCAGAAGUGUUUAAAGUUGCUUGCCUCGGUGACAUCAGGGACUUGUUCAACCCACGCAGACAACCUUUCUAUGCAGCCUUUGGCAACAGGACUAAUGAUGCAUAUGCCUAUAAGCAGGUUGGAGUGUCUGAAACCAGGAUAUUUACUGUCAAUCCAAAAGGAGAGCUCAUCCAGGAGAAGACUAAAGGCAACAAGUCUUCGUACAGUCGCCUCAGUGAGAUGGUGGAGCAUUUUUUCCCCUUGCUCACUGCUGAGGGCAGCACGUCCUCUGUUCUCGACUGUCCUGAUUUUAGUAGUUUUUCCUAUUGGAAGGAGCCUCUGCCGAAACUGGACCUGGAUGCACUACUGUAGACACACAGUGCCAAACCCAUUCAAAGCAUACACAAAUUAAGGCAAGCACAUAUAUUCCCAGAUUCUUCCCAGCUUGAGUGACUUUGACAAAGCUGCCAACUGGAGUGCCUGUUUAUGAGCCGCUGAAUAAACUGAAACGUAAAGAGGCUGCUCUCUCUCCUGCUGCACUCAAAGGUGGAGCCAAAGCAAUGCACUGCUGACUGCGGCCGUUAUAUUUUGCUGUUUGUGUAUUCAAAUCCUACCAUUAAUAUGCCAGAAGUGCAAAAAAAAAAAAAAAAAAAAAAGCCUUUGAACUGUUUUUUUGUACCACUGUUACAGCUGUUCAGAAAUAUAAUUUUUAAACAUAACCUGACAACUCGCAUAUCAGCCAUGAACAUUUACUGAAAUGAACUUGAUGCCGAAACGCUCCAAAUGCCAAAAUAUUCAGUGCCCCGCUGGAAGCUGAUGGCAGUGAUAUGACCAAGUAAAACAGAUAGAGGCACACGUAGCAACAGAUUAAACGUGUUGUCCUUUAUUCCAAGAAGAGUAGACAGAAUUUAUGCCUGUGUGUUGCUGACAGAAAAUGCAGACCUGAGUGUAUAGAUUUUGAACAUGUUCAAAAUGCUUUGGUUUAUUUUAGAGUGAGUUUCCAUCCCUUUGGAUGGAAUUGGUGAGGUGUAGCCUGAUCUGUGAUGACUGUUAAUGGAGUGUUUCAAGUCAAAGCUGACAAAGGUGAAUGCAAACCCUUUGGAUGGGAAUCUGUACUUGUAUCUGUGUCAAGUCUAAAUACAAAAUAAGUAAUUGGGUUAAAGGGUAUAAUAGCAUUGUAUUUGUUGUAAUACAUGAACACUGCACUAUGACGUUUGAUAAUGUUUGUACACUAUAUGAGUGAGAGGACCUCAGACCUGUAAACAUGGAGCUGGUUAAGCAGGCAGCUGCUCCGUUUUAUGACACUCAUAUUUGUUUUUGCACAUCUCUUGUCGUUAGGUUGUGCGGCAGUGCAUUGAAGCUGAAGAUAUGGCUGUUACUUUGUAGACCAAGUAUACAAAAAUAUACAUGAAUUUUUAAACAGUGCGUGUUAUCUUUCAUUUUGAAUGAUGUGCGUGAUUCCAGUUUUAAACAUACAUUAUGGCAAGAGUGA